CUCUCUACCCCUGAAACAACUCAGUUGCUUAGCAUUGAUUUCUGUAAGAACGGACGGGUCCGAGAUGACAAAAUCACGAGUAAGAAAGACCGGGAGUAGGAUACCGCAAGCCUUCUGUGUUUAAUGUUAAAGGGUUAAAGGAAAGUUGGGCUCAUACAAAACGGGGAGACUGCGGAUCAGACUUGAACAACUGGGCAGCGCGGUUUUCCCUCUCCCAACUUCCGAGAGCGGUUUGACCACGCUUUGAGCUAGUGCAUGGUAAUUGUUUCGUCUUAUCACUGACUGGAGGGAUCACUCGCAGAGAGGGGAAGCUAUAUUAUUUUAAAAUAAUAGGAAAGAAAGAACUUCGCUGAAGGCGAUCUUUCAGUAAAAGUAGCCUAAUGGUUGCGCGAUAUAAAUCCGAGAAAGAGGUUCCCUUUUUUUAUUUUCUAUCACUUUUUUUUGCAUAGUUUUUGGGGAUUGCUGGAAGCUGUAGCCCAUCUGAACCUGGAAGUGAAGAAUCCGCAUGGUGCUGCAACAGUGAAAGCUGAGAGUUCUACGGGAUUUCCUAACAGGUGAUACGUGAUGAUGGUGGAAUCGGCGAACGAGGCCGUCCGAACCGCCUCCUCCAAUCAGAACGGAGUCGGCGGCCCGGGCAGCCAAUCGGACGGUGGAGUGGGCGAGGGUGGGUCCAAGAGCGACGCCAAUGGAGAGACCGGCCCCCUGGAGCUGCUCCAGCUACAGCAGCAGCAGGCCCUUCAGGCUGCACGCCAUUUUCUCCUCCAGCAAGCCACUGGACUCAGCUCUCCCAGCAGCAAUGAAGUGAAGGUCCCUGUCUCCAUGGCAAUGAUGACCCACCAGUUGAUGGUGCCUCAGCUGCAGCAGAUUCUGGCCCCCCCACAGCUGCAGGCCCUCAUGCUACAGCAGGUGCAGGAAUACUAUAAGAAACAGCAGGAACAACUCCACCUUCAACUCUUAUCUCAGGGAGGAAAGCCGACAAAAGAGCAGUUGGGAGCUAGCUCUCCUCUGGCAUUCCAGCAACAGCUGAUCCAGAUGCAGCAGCAGCACUUUCUCAACCUGCACAGACAGCAGAGUCUGGGGCUGCACAACCUGCAACAAGCUGUUAGUCCAGCUGACUUGCAGAAGCUGUGGAAGGAUGUGGUCUCUGUGCAGAGUGCCGAAGAUGUGGUGAAGCACGAAGGCCUGGACCUGACCGCCAACAGCUCCAACUCUACCUCAUACUCCUCCAAGGCCUCCCUGCACGCAUCCCAUCAUGCAUUGCCAAAUGGACACAGUGCUGUGCACACCCAUAAGAGAGAUAGCCCUCCCCAUGAGGAGCAGACUGGAUCUAGCCCUCUGUACGGACAUGGCGAGUGCAGAUGGCCUGGGUGUGAAGCUCUCUGUGAAGAUCUGGGACAGUUCAUCAAGCAUCUGAACAGAGACCACGUCCUGGAUGACCGCAGCACGGCUCAGUGUCGGGUGCAGAUGCAGGUCGUGCAGCAGCUGGAGAUCCAGCUGUCUAAGGAGAGUGAGCGUCUGCAGGCCAUGAUGGCGCACCUGCACAUGCGCCCAUCGGAACCAAAGCAUUUUAAACAGCCCGUGAAUAUGGGCACCAGUGCCUCCUUGUUGAAGCGGGACAGCCAGAUGAUUCCAGAGGGAUUGCCCCACCCACCCACCUCAGCGGCCACGCCCAUCACCCCGCUGCGCCAAGGGCCGUCCGUCAUCAGCUCCACUGGCCUACAGGGCAUGGGCCCCGUUCGCCGCCGCAGCAACGACAAGCUGUGCACCCCCAUUGCCUCAGAGCUGGCUCAGAAUUGGGAAUUCUACAAAAACGCAGAUGUCAGACCCCCCUUCACGUACGCUUCGCUUAUUCGACACGCUAUACUGGAGGCGCCAGAUCGGCAGUUGACUCUGAACGAGAUCUACAUCUGGUUCACAAAGAUGUUUGCGUACUUCAGAAGGAACACGGCCACGUGGAAGAAUGCUGUUCGCCAUAACCUGAGUCUGCACAAGUGCUUCGUGAGGGUGGAGAACGUGAAGGGAGCCGUGUGGACCGUGGACGAGACUGAGUACCAGAAACGGAGACCGCCAAAGAUGUCCGGAAGCCCACUGGUGAAGAACGUGAUGUCUGGACUAGGUUUUGGAUCGCCCAGUGCCAGUUACAAGGCUGCCCUGAUGGAGAAUAGCCUUUCCCUCCUGCACAGCCCUACCCUGCUGCAGGCCUCGUCCCAGCCUGCCCUCAGCGCGCUGUACAUGGGGCAAGAUGAUGUCACCAGUACUGUGGAGCAGCUCCAUAGUAACGGCAGCAGCUGUAGCACUAGCCCCUCCCCCCAGCCUCUUGGGUGGCAGGGUGCAGUGAAGGAAGAUGCCACUGAGAUCAUGGAGGGGAUGAGGCCUGCGUCGCUCACGGCAACCAUUUCUCAGAACCUGCUGUUGCCUGGAGAUGAGGAAGAGCAAGAGGACGAGCCUCUGACGGAGGAGGCAGAUUAGAGACAAGGGGCCAGGGAGAAUUUUCUGUGGAACACCCUGUUUCCUCUCAGCAUAAAGGAAGGUAACAAAAACCAAGAAACAUGCAAAAAAAUAAAUAAAGACAAAAACCAAAAUCAAAAAAACUGACCCAGAAACAAGCGAAGCCCUCACUCCUUUUUAUGCCAAACUGUCAAAGCGCAGUUACGCUCGCAACACUCCAGAAUACCGAUGCAACGUCCUUUCGUUUUAGAGAGAACCGCUUUUGUGUACGUGAAAGGUAUACCAGUGUGAGGGAUUCCCACGGUUUAUCUGAUGAUGUUAACCAGUCACCUGGGAAGACCGCACCCUGUGGAUCCUAACGGACGGACACUUGUCCAUGUGAGCGCGUCGCCCUCUCGCCCGGGAAGCCUCUGAGAUGUUUUGUUCAGAAGUGUUUGCUGGUCGUGCCGGUGUGAAGAUGCGCUGGGAAACGUGUGCAUUUUGGAAACCCUUCUCCGAGUCAUCUUUCCCACAGACACGGUUUUUUGCGUUGGGGCCGAAAGGAAGCGUCAGGAAGGACUUUUUCGGAAUUACCUCAAAAUGUGCUCAAGUAAGAAACAGAGGAACAUUGGAAAACAAGAAGAAAAAGUGUUAUUCCUGGCAUUUAUAUGAAUUUAUACUUUUUUUUUUUUCUUAUUGGGAAGAAGUGCGAGCUGUAAAAAUGAUGCGGGGAGGCUAAAAUGAACAAAGGAUCCCUGAGACAGCACCAAGACAGUCUUCAGGAGUUCCUCUUCUUUUUAAAUUUUGGGUUUGGUCCUCUUUCCCUUUUCUGGAUCUGGUGAACAGGAUGGUCUAAUUUUUAUAUUCCUGGAUUGGGAAACGGCUCACUUUUGAAGAUUAACAAACCUUAAACUGCUUUUUUUAUCUGCUGCAAAAACUCAUCUGAUUGGACAGUAUCUUGCUCCUGCCAGAAUUAAAAUCAUUAUCCAUUUCAUGGAAUCUGUUUUUGUUUCAUUAACAGACCUGAGAAUGAAAUUUUUUUGCAGUUCAUCUUCAUCCAAAGCAUGACAUAACUGAAGAAUUUUUCUUGUCUUAGUUCAGGCUCUGUCCAUUAAAGCUGGAGCCAAUGCCAAGUUUUCACUGAAGCAACCACUGUGGGCGAUCACCAAACUGUGCUUUUAAAUUGAAUUUUCAUUUUUUCUUCAUUUGUUAGUAUUUUUUUUUUCCUUCUAGGUUGAGCAUGGAUGAGCUUAGCUGCGGCACAAAGUGUCACCACCAAUUUUCUUUUUAAAACCAUUUAGGUUUAUGCCAACUGCUUUUUCUCAGCCAUUCCAGACUUUGGUGAUUGCAGUUUUGUUUUAUUUAAUUUUUAUUUAACCAGGAAAUCCCCAUAAAAUAUAGAAUCUCUGUUACACAUGAGACUUGGUCAAGAGUGCAGCACAAUAAAUAGAUGCCAAAAUGAUACGCUAACACAGCAGUGACGCAAAGGAGAGAAACGGUAGUGGUAGGGUGCUGCUGUAAUUUCAGCCUGUGGUCUGUGAUCUCUAAGCUUGGCCACUGCGACCAGCUAAAGGUAAUCACUUCUGCCAACUGCAGACCUCGCAGUGAUACCCCAGCUUUUUAUUAUUCUUCUAUUUUUGUAUUUGUUUUUUUUAACAUCAGCUGUGAUUCAAAGAAGCAUCCUUGAAGCUUUAAGGACAUCGCUGUGGUCCACUCCACACAGACUAGCUGGAGUUUUGUUAAGUGUAUGGAAAUUAAAGGGGAUUUUUGUGGGAUUUUGUUUGUGGGUUAACCGAUACGCCAGGUCUUUCUUACCGUAUCAAAUCAGAGGCGGUGUACCAUGUACCGCUGGUGAAGUCGUUUGUAAUUCACCAUAUGCGAGUUGUACAGUGUACAACACACACAUGGUCUAGAUUUCUUUACACAGUAUGCAUAAAGCAUACCUUUCUUUCUGCAGUGUCAUACCAAAUUACAUUUUUUUUUUGUUUUUUCUUUCUUUAAUUUUCUCAUUUUAGAUUUUCCAGUUUUAAAAGGUUAAAAGUUACCAAAGAAACACAAGGUAAACCAAAAGCCUUUGGUUCUGUCCAAUUUUCUCUAAAAGUGGAAAACUGUUAAAAUGAUCACAUUUUUUGUUGCUGUUUUGUUAUUGUUUUUAUAUAUAUACUGUAUUAUGAUUUACUUUUCCAUUGCAUACAGUAUAGAUCAUUCCAAAGUAUAUAAAAUGCAGAAGAGAAUAUUUAUGGUUGCCAAAAUACUGGUUGCUUAGAUUGAGAGUAAUGCAAAACAAGCAGGGUAACAGGGCCAAGCAGGUAGUCAGUAUUAAAACCUUCAGCUCCUGAAAAUGACAGAAAGCACUUAAAUCUAGGCGUGACAUCUGAGGUCUACAGCCUUGUCCUCCAAAAUAGGUUUUUUUAUUUUUAUUUUAUUUUAUUUUAUUUUUUACCCUUUCAAAGCACUUGAGAACAUGACAGAAAAACUUCUGCGCAGAAAACUAGAAUGAUUGGCUGAAAUGAGUCGCUGAAAGCGUUUGAGAGCUCCGCCCAAUUUCACGAACCCUCAUUCUCCCAUCAGUGACCGCAGAUGUCUGGUGACGGGGAGGUUUUUACUUUGAAUGUCUAUCUAAGAUUCACCUUAAGGAAUCAUCUUAUAAUAAUUCAGUGCUAAAAAGAUAAUCAAUGUUUUGUACUUCUGUGAGUUUAAAGCAGAUUGUUUCUUACUACAUGACGAAACUGAGAAAUGGUGAGAUGUUAAUCGUAGGCCUAAAUGUCAUAGCUUUAGAACUUUGGAUAGCCAAAAUAUGCUGGAAAUGGAUGACGACCUAAACAUCGACAUAAAUCUUGGCAAACAGUUCAGAGAAAAAUAAGAACUUCAAGUUUCAAGUCAUAAUACAUAACCAUAAUACAACUCACUUUUGCAUUAGGCCUGUAGUGAGCCAGAUGCUCUCACACCACUUGAAUCUCAGAUCAUUUCUAUGCUCACAAUAAACACACACUGCAAAAUAGACUACCUCUGAAUAUGACCAAGCGCUGUAAAAAAAAAAACGUGAAACACUUGUGCGCAACAUAUUUUUUAAAAACAUACAGUGCAGUCCGUAAAGUGACACAGUUUAUAUUGUUUUGGCUCUGACCGGUCAAUAGAUAUGAAACUGUCAAUAUGUGGUUAAAGUGCAGUCUGUCAUCUUUAAUUUGAGGGUGUUUACAUCCAUAUCGGGUGAACCUUGUAGGAAUUCAGCCCCUUUUAUAAAUAAUUAUCCCAUUUUAGGGGGCCGCAAGUAAUUGGACAAGUGGCUGCUUAGCUGGAUCUUGACCAGCUAUGUGUCAUUGCAUCACUCUGUGCAUAAGAAAGCUAACAAAUGUCUCGAGUUGAUUCCAAGUGUGGCGUUUGCAUUUGGAGUUUCUUACCGUUGUCUCUCAACCUGAGGAACAAAAGUGUCAAUUCCAAUAAAGCAGGCCAUCUGCGGUUGGAAAAUCUGAAUAAAUAAAAAGAUUGGUUGUGUCAAAAUCAAUGGUCUGAUACAAUGUUAUAAAUCAAGCAAGUCCUGGUGAGCUCAGUAAAAGCAAAUGACCUGGUAGACCAUGGAAGACCACUGUAAUGAAUGACUAAAGAAUACUUUCAGUCGUGAAGGAAAACCCCCUUUUCAGUUGUUGAACAUAUCAAAAACACUCCAGGAUGUAGGCGUAGAUGUGUCAAAGACUACCAUACAGAGAAGACUACUCCAGCAUAACCACAGAGGGUUCACCACAAGAUACAAACCACUUGUAAGCCUCAAGAACAAUUAGGGUAGAGUUUGCUAAAAAAAAAUGCAUAGAUAAAACUGGAGCAUAGUUCUGGAACAAAGUCCAGUGGACACAUCAGUUCAGUAUUAACCUGUAUCAAAGUGAUGGAAAGAGGAAAGUGUGGAGAAAGAAAAGAACUGCUCAAGAUCCAAAGCACAUACCAAAGUGUAUAGAAACUAAAGCUCACACACACCAAAUGCCUCAUUGGACAGUGCUUCACCUUGCAGCAAGACAGUGACCCCAGACAUACUGCUAAGGAAACCAAGGAGUUUUACAGGGACAAUUGAAUGUUCUUGAUGGGCCAAGUCAAUCACCCAAAUCCAUUUGAACCUGUGUUUCACUUGUUGAAGACAAGACCGAAGGCAAAAAGCGCCUGAAACAGAAAGGAACUGAAGAUGGGUACAGUACAGGCCUGGCAAAGCAUCACCAUAGAAGAUAUGCAAAAUCUUGUGAUGUCUACGUUGGGCAGUCAUUGAAUGCAAAGGAUUUGCAACCAAGUACUUAAUAUGACAACUUUAUUUAAGAUUAUUUUAAUUUGUCCUAUGCCUUUUUGUUCCCAUAAAAUGGUGGGACUGUAUAGAAGUGAUGCAAUACCUACAUGGUUCGCCCAAUGUAAAUACCCACAAAUUAAAGUUGUCAGUGUGCACAUAAACUUCACAUUGUUUAAUUUCAAAUCCUAUUUCCUGGAGUACAGUACCCAAAACAACAAGGACUGUGUCACUGUGUAAAUACGGGCUGUACUGUAUUUGCAGGAUACUGCCUGCCCUCUGGCUUUUGGCAUAAAGCCCUCUCUGCAGGGUAAAUAGUGCCAAUUUGAGACAAGUAAAGAAAGUAGAAGACUGGGAAUUCCUCAGAACAGAAUUAAAGGUCGCGGACAGUCGUCAUGGUGUCCGGGAUUGCAGUGGACAAACAGUCGUUUGGUGGCCUGUCAUACUGUCUCGGUGACUACGGGGGGCGUUGUAUCAGGACGUUGGGUGGUGAUGUACAGUUCCCUCGUCCGGCUCUUUGACUCUCCCCAAACUUACCACCACACUAUUAAUGGAAAAAUAGGUAAGAUAGUCAGUUUAUUAUUUUAUUUUUUAUGGCGUUGCAAACGAAAAUGCGCUGAAUGUAACUAUCGACUCAACGAAUAAUGUUUGCUUUUUAAAUCCGUACAAUACUGGACAAAUGCUUUAAUGACCAUCUCACACCUCGAGGUAUUGAAGUGUAAGUAAGAAGAUUUUUUGUUGGGGUGAUAUUAGCUUUGGAUAAGUGGUAUAGUCGUUUGGUGGUUCACGGAUCGCUUUUUGAUCUGAUGGAACAUGGUCAAGUUCAACUUCAGAAAGGUUGACUGUCUGCGUGAGACAGGGUUGCCAGGUCUAGAAAAAAGAGGGGGAUGGAGGGUUUCAUUGCUAAAUGAUAUCCCACAGAAAAACCGCGACCUGUACACGUAGCAUACUUCUCCGACCCGCAGCUAGUAGCCCAAUCUGGCGUGUGAACCGCGAACCUGGCGACCCUGGCAUGAGAGGAACUUCUGCAUCUGCUGGCCUUGCGCAGGUGAACAACGCAAGUAGCUUAAUUAGAGUCACUCCGUUUCCACAGCAACCUUCAAUCGCGUUGCAGGCCGCAACUGUUGACAAAGUUGUUUAGAUGUUAACUGACAUCUUUUGAUUGUUUAACUAGAUCAUUAUUAUUUUAGGAAUCAACUCCUUCUUUUCAUUUCUUUGAUGUAUGUUAGCGCUUGGUCUGACUCUAAAAACUUUCAUUUUAAAAGAGUUUUUUUUUGUUUUUUUUUCAUGGGCCUUUAGAUAUUGUAUACUUUGAACUCUGUUUUCCUACACCUUAUUACCUAAGCAUAAGUGUAUGUAUGUACCAUAACGUGCUACAGGUUACAUAUUGUCUUGUUUGUUUGUUUCAUAACACGUCUGGGACGAUGAGGACAUUUUUUAAGUGUAUUACCUUAAAAAAUAUAAAUAAAAGUUCCUUGAUCUUUGAUUUAGCUAACAUGCCUGCUUGUAUACUUACCUUGCAGUAGCUAGGUCUAUUUUGAUAUGUUUUUUUUUACUCUCUACUGAAUGUAUGAAUUUAAAGUAAAUAAAAAAGAUGAAAUUGAGCAUU
This is a messenger RNA of Anguilla anguilla (European eel), 8300 nucleotides long. It is a transcript of the gene foxp4, whose product is annotated as forkhead box P4. Gene Ontology annotation, molecular function: DNA-binding transcription repressor activity, RNA polymerase II-specific; RNA polymerase II cis-regulatory region sequence-specific DNA binding. NCBI's taxonomy places the organism in Eukaryota, Metazoa, Chordata, Actinopteri, Anguilliformes, Anguillidae. Gene Ontology annotation, biological process: regulation of transcription by RNA polymerase II. The record is from RefSeq and is a predicted model, not a curated record. Bases 565 to 2469 code for a protein of 634 amino acids. The transcript is spliced from 17 exons. Gene Ontology annotation, cellular component: nucleus.